Gigantopelta aegis is the source of this 2351-nucleotide messenger RNA. RefSeq names its product MFS-type transporter SLC18B1-like. Lineage: Eukaryota; Metazoa; Mollusca; Gastropoda; Neomphalida; Peltospiridae. The record is from RefSeq and is a predicted model, not a curated record. Gene Ontology annotation, biological process: transmembrane transport. Bases 146 to 1585 code for a protein of 479 amino acids. The transcript has 13 exons. Gene Ontology annotation, molecular function: transmembrane transporter activity.
CCACGCUUGAAUGUGUUCAUUCAUUUAUAGCUGCAUAGUGUUUACAACGAUGAGUAGAACUAAUUUACGAAAAGACAUAUCGUAAAGAACGUGUGAACCUGCUUAAAUUAAAAAUAUAUAUAUAUCUAUAUACAAAUCUCUAAUAAUGAAUGGACAUGACUCGGGAGAAGAUAUGUCUCCAAUAAUUAGUCAACAUUAUUUAGGUGAAGUCGGAUCGUCAUGUGUUCACGGACAAGAGCUGCAAACAGAAAAGGAUGGAAGUAGUGUUUUUAAAAUAAAGAACAAAAGAAGUGGAUUCAAACUUAAGGACUUACCAAGAUGGAAGAUCAUAAUGUUGGCGAUUCUCUGUUUUGCCAGUACACUUCUAGAAAUGUGGUUCUCCUUAUUGGGACCAUUUUUCCCUCGAGUGGCCUACAGUAAGGGUGUGUCUUACACAGUUAUUGGAAUAAUAUUUGCCAGUUUUGAGAUCCCAAUGUUUAUCUCAUCUCCCGUGUUUGGAUCACUGAUCUCCACAAUAGGUCCGAAGUUCAUGCUAGUUUCUGGUUUGUUUAUAUGUGCAGCCUGUUCUGUCCUGUUCGGUUUUUUGGAUGGGAGUCCCCCUGGAAAUACAUUCAUCGCACUGUCUAUUGCCACGAGGUGUGUAGAGGCACUGGGAUAUUCUGCAUUUUAUGUCUCAAGUCGUGCCAUUGUUGGAUAUGUUUUCCGAGACAACGUCGCUAUGAUAUAUGGUAUUUUGAACAUAUUCACUGGACUCGGUGAUAUGCUGGGCUACCCGUUGGGAGGUGUGCUAUUCGAGCUUGGCGGGUUCGGAAUGCCGUUUUGGAGCGUUGGUAUUGCUAUGUUGGUUUGCACUGGAGUAGCCUUUAUGUUUACGCCAUCACAGUAUGGAUCUUUAGUCACACAAUCGAGAUCUUUCAUUGGUCUGUUUAAAAGUCCAAUCGUCUGCAUCGCUUGUUGGUGUCAGCUUUGUUUUGCUAUGAGGUUAUCUGUCGUCGAAACCACAUACGCCGUUUAUAUUGAAAAGGCAUUUGGGUUUUCACCUUUGUGGAUUGGACUUUUGUACCUCGCUCCUGUUUCGUCGUUUGCCAUCAUAGCACCCGUAUGUGCCUGGAUAGUGGAUAAAAAGGGCUAUUGCACAUUGUUCCUGGCCGUUGUCCCAUUUGUAGCUGCCAUUACUUUGAUGUUAUGGGGGCCAAGCCCACUACUAAAACCAUUAAAACCUUCCAUAGUGAUGAACUGUGUGUUUGGCGUGGUCAGUGGGGCUACACUGGGAAGUAUGUACAUAUCGACAAUCGGCUGUAUCCUCAUUGGUGUCAAAGAACUGGGUUACGACGACAGUCUCGACACUCAUGGGUUGGUAUCAUCCUGCUACAUCACGUUUACAACUGCUGGUUUUUUCUCGGGUGCAGUAUUUGGAGGAGUGAUGACACAGCAUGCUGGGUUUGAGUGGUCUCUCACCGUCAUUGCAGGAUUAUACGUUACCUGUGGAACGUUAGCACUCGGCCUGCUGCUAUACAGAUACAUGAAGGAUGUGACAUCUAAGAAAAACGAAGACUCGCCUGACAUCCUAUUAUUGACAAAAUAAACUGCCCUGGUUUCCGUCCAAUCUUUAACACGCCGGCGACCGACGCAGAACAAAACCGAACAAAGAAAAUGUUACGGCUAGGGUCACACUAUGAACGAGCUAAUCUCGUAUCUGUAGGCUAACGUUGCUAAAUGUCAUAUCCACGCCCUUUAUGUGACCACACUAUGGAUGCGACAAAAAUGUAAAUACAAUCCAUACCUGACAACAUGAAACCCGAUAGCUAAGUUUGACCGAUAAUUGACGUAUACUGGUUAUUUCAUUUCGUUGAAAUAACUAAUGGUGAACUUUCACCAGUUCAGUAUACGCAUGGUAUCUCAUUCAUUUCAAAUUUAUAUCCAACGAAGGUUUACGCACCCUAUCAUGGGCACACUCCUCAGCUAUAGGAGAUGUAAGAUGGUGGAUUUUUUCUAUACAUGGCUUAGAAAUUGAUAUAAUUUUUACAUCACAUUUCUGCAGUGUUGACUACUUUUUCUUUGCUUUACUGUGUCUUGUUCACUUUUUCAAACUCUUUCCACUUCUUGUCCCAGGAAAAUAAUCCCUAACUACAUACUUUAUUAAUAUAUUUAAAAUAUAUGCAUUUAAAACAAAGUUAGGUGAACAUUAGUAGGUAUUGCUAUAUCUCAAAUAGUUUCAGAACCCCCAGUUAGUUGAAUAAUGUAUAGAAACCCUCAAAUAGUUCAACACUAUUUGAGGUUGAACUGUUUGAGGCUUUUAAGUACCACGUGACAGCAAAGGUUCAACAAUAACAACACAUUCAUGCACAAAA